AUGUUGAUUCUUGCAAAUUUAUUGGUCGUCGCAGGCCUUUUAUGGGGCAUCUUUUCCUCGCUUCUAGUCACUUUUCUCCCACUUGUACCCUCAAUCGUGUCUUGGAUCCGAUACCUGUUCUCGCUUUUUUUGGGCCGACCGAGAGCAAGGGGCUUAAAUAUACCCAGAGCCCCCGAGUCCCCUGAUCACCUGGCAGUACUGGCGGCUCUGACACGAAUCGCUGAGAGGAUUGAGGGGAGCACUAAAGUACAACAGACAAUUCUCCAACGGCAUGACUAUCAUUCCCGUAUUAAUUCAUUAGUACAGGGGAUGGAUAGACUCGUUGACACUCAAUCUGAGUUGCAAUCUGAGAUGAGGAUGUUGCGUAUUGGUGCCGACCAUAUCCUCGAUUCGUUGAGGAUGACCGCUGUCUGCUUGGACGAGAUGAAGGAUCGGACUGCGGAACAUCACAUAGAGACCUGUCGCACACUGUCUGCGAUGAGUGAUCAGUUGGCUCAGCUAACUAACUCUGCUGAUGCUCAUCGAAUCGCCCGUGGUCUGGCGCUGCAGCACGGCACAGAUGUACAUGUAGCGGUGACAUCUGGAGUGGAUAGACUCUCUGAGGAACUACCACAGUCGAUUCAUGAGGAAGAAUCCGAAGAUCUUUCGGUCGGUACCGACUUGCAGGACUCGGCGUGA
This is a messenger RNA of Annulohypoxylon maeteangense, 678 nucleotides long. RefSeq lists its product as uncharacterized. The record is from RefSeq and is a predicted model, not a curated record. The transcript has a single exon. The coding region runs from base 1 to 678 and encodes 225 amino acids. NCBI's taxonomy places the organism in Eukaryota, Fungi, Ascomycota, Sordariomycetes, Xylariales, Hypoxylaceae.